Messenger RNA from Chelonia mydas (Green sea turtle), 5768 nucleotides. RefSeq names its product pyrimidinergic receptor P2Y4 (gene P2RY4). Gene Ontology annotation, cellular component: plasma membrane. The transcript has 3 exons. The record is from RefSeq and is a predicted model, not a curated record. Gene Ontology annotation, biological process: transepithelial chloride transport; G protein-coupled receptor signaling pathway. Lineage: Eukaryota; Metazoa; Chordata; Testudines; Cheloniidae. Gene Ontology annotation, molecular function: G protein-coupled UTP receptor activity; G protein-coupled purinergic nucleotide receptor activity. The coding region runs from base 2500 to 3600 and encodes 366 amino acids.
CAUCUAGUCAAGCCCCUACUCAAUGCCACGCCAGCCGGAUGUGGGCGUGUUUGUGCAUCAGCCUGUCCGACUCCAGCGUGGGACAUCAUGGCUGAAACAUGCAGGGUGGCUGGCAGUGUUGCUGGCUACACCUGCCCCAGAUAUCCACUUGAAGGCACUCUCCUCAGACUGGCCCGUAGGUGGCAGCACUAGCCUUUGUCCCAGGAAUAACCCUGGGAGAGGUUGGGCUCCAGUUCUGCUGUGGGGGUGGGGAUAAGUGGGAGGGCACUCAGGGCUGCUGAGCCCAGUUCAGCAGCACUGGAGCUGUGCUUAGCACAGGGACCACGGAGAAGGAUAAAACCCUGUAAGGUGCAGGGAGCUGAGGCAGCCGCCAGCCCAGGUUAGAACAGUUCCUGAGGGGCUGCCCUAACUUGUACCUAGCUGUCAAUGGCUUGUGGGCUUUUCUGCCAGCUGUGAAUACCAGAGGGUGGGAAUGCGGCAGCCACAACCCCUGCUGCUCUGCCACAUGGACUACUGGGGGUGCUUGGGGCUGAGUUAGCACCGGCUCUACUGACUCUGAGUGCUCUGUACAGCAGGGGUUGCUCAGAGGGCACUUAUGGCAGCUUUACAGCUCCGAUAUACUGACACAGCCGGUACAAAAAAUGGUGGGGAAAUGCUGGCUUUGCCCUUUGUGCCCUGCCCAGCUCCUGCACUUUCCUGGUCCUUGUGGAACCUAGUGACAUGGUUCCAGUGAUGCACGCUGCAUCAAAUUCCCCACUGCCCCCUGUAUCAAGCCCUGGUGCUCACAGGCUGGGGAAAUAUCUCCUGUGCGGAAUGUGCCACAGGAGGGAGACUGACAUGGCCUGCCUGUCAGCUCCACUUCUGUCCAACCUUCACUGGCUCAGGGACAGAAGCUGGUGGCAUUGUGAGGUGCCCAGUACCCUGGAAGGCUGCAGCCUGUAGGGGGCACCAACAUGUGUCACCUGCUGCUCCAAGUCAGCGGUGUUACCCACACCUUGCAUCUGCCCAUUUCUCACCUGCCUCUCAGUUCUUCUGCAGAUGGGCAACUCUAGCUAAUGCUAGAGACAAACAACACUCCAGGCUGUCCUUACUGGCAGCAUGGCUCCAAGGUAUCUGGCCAAAUGGAGUGGUGUAGGGUAGGACUCAGCACAGGGCUGGCAGUGGUGCUGAGUAACGGGUGUGACACAGGCAAGGAGUAUGGUACAGCACUGGGUUGGAAUGUGGCAUGGGGCAGAGGCUGAAAAGCAACUGGCACCUUAGUCCCACAAAUGGGAAUCUCUUAUAAUUCAGUUCAGUUUUCUAAAAUGAUGCACUAUUUGUUUUUUGAUGACCAGGUUUUUGGUGAUGGGAUGGCCAGGCCAGAUACCACAAGCAAGACAGCAGGGAGGGGCAGGGGACAGGAGACUGCAGAGAGGGCAUGGAGGAUUGGGGCCCAAAUGCUAGACAAGGGAAUGCUAGGGCUCAGCACAAAUGCAGGCUGUACCUUUGGACAGCAGGUAUCAAGAGAGCGGGUCAAUGCAGAGCAUCAUUAGUAAAACCAAUCUUCAAAGGACAUCGCAACAAAGAGCAGCAAAGCAAGGGGUUCUGAGUCUUCUCCUGAACCAGGAGCCUUUGGCCCUGUCUCACCGCAGCAGGAAUCCAGCGGGUCCCCUUCUGGGGCUGGGAGAAGGCAGUGCUGGCAAAGGGAGAUAGGGAAGCUGACAGGAGGGGUGGUGGUGGUGGUUACCUAACUGUGAUGGGCGAUCAGAAUGCCAGUGACUUCCACGCCGCCCCCACCCCCAGGCAAGUUUCUCACUGCCCUCCAUUGCAGUGCAAUUUCUUUUCAGGCAGGCAGCUGAGUCAGGGCACCCAUUCCCACUGCAGCUUCCCAGCUCCUAUAUCCCCCCUCUAGUCUAGUCAGUGGGAGUGUCAGUGUGGUGAAUCUAUAAAGGACUGGAAAGUUUUUUGGGCAAUCCACGAGGCAGCGAAGAGAGUGUCUGAAAUGGGGCAGAGGAAGGGCAAAGGGAAUGAAUAAGCAGGGAGCGAUGAGGCUGCAGAUCAGGGAUUCUGGCUGGGACUGUGCCCCUCGGAUGGGCAGGCUUGAAGACGGGGUGUUCUCAGAAGUGCACAUUGAGCUGGUGAGCUGAAUGGAAGGAGGGAGUUGGCACUGACAGCCUCUGGCUUCUGACCCCGCCUCUCCCCACUCCAGGCCCUCCCUCUCCUUGGCACGAUGCUCAGAGAGCAAGCCUGAAACUCUGCAAGUGCCCAGGGAAAGCAAGAGCUGUAAGGUGACCGGGAGAAACGGCAGCACCGGCUGGCCAGGGAUGGGAUCAAGCUGGAGCCCAUCCCACACAGGGACACACAUCACCUGAGGAACUGACUCUGAAACCAAAGAGAGCAGGUAUGGAAGGUUGAAGACAGGAUGGUAGCUGGAGAGAUCUUCAGGGUCAAGUGUUGGCUAUAGUUGAUGACUGGGUGAACUACUGCAUUUUCCAAGGAGUUUGAGAUUGGCUUCAGGCAAUGGCCACUUUGGUGGGGACAUUCCCAGUUGCUCUGUUGACUCCAACACCCACUUUCCAGCUGACAGCAAAUACCACCAGCGAUGGAGAGGAGAAUUGCGUCUUCAAUGAGGAGUUUAAGUUCAUUCUGCUGCCUGUGUCCUAUGGGUUUGUCUCUGUGGUGGGGCUGCUGCUCAAUUCCUGGGCGUUGUGGAUGUUCAUCUGCAAGAUGAGGCCCUGGAAUGCCACCACCACCUACAUGUUCAAUCUGGCCCUCUCAGACACCCUGUACGUGCUUUCCCUCCCCACCCUGGUCUAUUACUAUGCUGACCGCAACAACUGGCCUUUUGGGGAGGGACUCUGCAAGAUUGUGCGCUUCCUCUUCUAUGCUAAUCUGUACUGUAGCAUACUCUUCCUCACCUGCAUCAGCGUGCACCGCUACAUGGGGAUCUGCCACCCCAUUCAGUCGCUCGGGUGGGUGAAGACCAAGCAUGCCCGCCUCAUCUGUGUGGGUGUGUGGUUCAUUGUCACCAUCUGCCUCAUACCCAACCUGAUCUUUGUCACCACCAGCUCCAGGGGCAACGACACCCUUUGCCACGACACCACCAAGCCCGAAGAGUUUGACCACUAUGUGCACUACAGCUCCUCAAUCAUGACCCUCCUCUUUGGCAUACCCUUUCUGGUGAUCAUCGUGUGCUACAGCCUGAUGGCGAAGAGGCUUUGGAAACCCAGCCUAUCCAGCUCCAACCAGAGCAUCCCCUUCUACAAGAAACGCUCUAUCAAGAUUAUCAUCAUUGUAAUCACAGUCUUCGCCAUCUGCUUCCUACCCUUCCACAUCACACGGACAUUGUACUAUACUGCCCGGCUCUUCCAAGCCAACUGCAGGACCCUCAACAUCAUCAACUUCACCUACAAGAUCACACGGCCUCUGGCCAGCAUCAACAGCUGCAUAGACCCCAUCCUGUACUUUCUGGCUGGGGAUAAAUACAGGGGAAGGCUGCGUCGGGCUGCAAUCAAAAUGCCCAAUGCCGAGAACACAUCUACUCUAGCCCUCGUCUCACAACUCAAGAAGAACGGCUUCUCUACCUCCCGAGGUGCCAGCUACUCCAUAAAUGAUGCCUGAGAAAAGGGGGUGAAACUGACCGACAAUGGAAGCAGCGAGGGGUAUUGAAAGGGCUAGAGCCUGGGGAGCCAGUAUGCAUCGAGGCCAGCAUGUGGGACCAGCAUUAGGGAAGGCUAUAGAGUUGCUGGAUUAGUCUCACUCCAGAAUGGAGGUCUCCUCCAUCUCCUCCUAAUCUCUGUGAAUUAUUUCCCCACUGUGCUGUGUCUGCUUCUGACACAAUCAUUUUGGCACCAGGUUUAACCUCUGAAUGCUUUUGAACUAGGUUUACACUCCCAUGCUCAGAGAAUGCUCUACCCCUCUCACACAGACUGAACAUCUAUCUCAGAGCCAGGGAUAUUCCCUGUCUUGUCAUAGCUUGGGAGGACCACCCGGAGUAACGCCAAUGGGAGUUCAGAGAGAAGAGACCCCUACAUCCCAUAAGGAAAUGGGGGAGGCCAGAGGGAUUGUCUUAUGAAGAGUACGAGAGACUCACAGGUAGCAAAUUCCCUGCUUCAGAUGCAAGUGGGGGCAGAGCAGUGGGAAGGGAGGGGACAUGGUGACACUUCGCUGGUCAGAAGCCUAGGAACCUAGAAGCCCCAGUGCCUGAGGCUGAGAGCAAAGAGAUGGAGGAUUUUACCAUAGGAAAGGAGCCAGCAAUUGACCACAGGCCACAAAACUGGCCUCCUGACUUCUUUUGGGAGAAGCCCAAGUAGGCUGUUUCAAGUAGCCUGGGGCCCUGGGCUGCUGACAAGGGAAGAUCACAGCCUAGCGUGUGCGGUACAAUGCUAGGGAGCUGAGGACUUAGAAUAGGGCAUGCUGGGUCUAAUGAUAAGCUAUGUACGGGGGUCCAGGUAAGAAGAAAGGAGCCUGUCUUCCCAGGCACAGAAAACCCAUAUAGAGCUUCCUUCAAAGUGACCCAGAGACAAUAGAGACCCCUGCUGAAAAAUAAAUAGGGACAAUGCUUAUAAAGAAGAAUAUUUAGCACAUUAUAAACAGUAACUAAGUGACCUAAUGGGGUCAACACUGGGUCAAAGCGUACGGGAGGCGAAAUAGAGGGGAGCUCCCGCAGCUAGGAGUCGAGGUGCAGCAUAUGCUAUUGAGGACAACACGACGGUCAGACAGAGAAGGGGAGAAGAAACAACUGACCUGGAUUCCUGGGCCCAGUGGCCUGACCUUUUGCUGGCCAUAGUUUCAGCAGCAGGGGGGAGUCUGUCAUGUCAGGAAUCUUUCCUGACCAUGCUCAGACGACGCUAUGUCAUGGCCUGAGUCAGUAUUUGUUCGGAGCAGUGGCUGCCAUGCCAGCUGCGAACUCCCUGCUGGCACAAGGGUAUCUCUUAGAUUACUGACCGUCACUAACUUCACCUCAUUUGCCUUACUUCCCUUUUGCUGCUCUAAGCUGGGGGAAACUGAGUCUGGAUCAAAAGCAAAAGUAGCUGAGCUGCUGUUGACAGUGCAGGCACCAUGCCACGAGGCAGCCAGGGCUGGCAAGGGAGCACUUUCAGGGCACUGGUUCUAGCAAUGCAGAAGAGAGACUGGGGCUGGCUCUGGCAGGAUGCAGGUGACAGGGUAGUGAUGCAUACAGAGUUAAAGCCUGAGCAGUGGCCAUGGAACCGUGUGUGUAUUGUAGAUGCUGUUACACAUCUCUGUCCCUUUGUGUACGGGAGGGCAUGACUCGCCAUAUAACUAACAGAGAAGGCACCACAGCACCUUUGCUCCCCACUCUCCUAGCUCCAGGUGACUGGAGGGUGGGCAGAGCCCCCAGGGCAAUGAAGCCCAUGAAAGCAACUAACUGAUCCAUGAAUAAAAUGUUUUCCUGAGCAAUUUUCCUAAGGCCCAGGACUGUUUCCCUCCCUAUUGCCACCAGGAAAUCAAUAAACAGGAGAGAACUGGCAUGCAUGAGAAUCUUUUAAAUGUCUCAUUGAAGGUCCAUUUGGCUCAGCCAAGCUGUGAAGUGUCCAUUGCUGAAAGCUGAGAAAGGAAGAAAUGCCAGGUGACACGUCUGCCUGGGCUCAGUGGCUUGGCACAUUUCCUUAGGGCCUCAGGAGAGUUCAGAGUCAGUUUCACCCCUCAGGACUCCUGGAAAUGGCCAGAGUGAGUUUUCCACUGCAGUCAGAGUGGGGAAAUAACUGAGGGCACACCUGCUACCUUCUGAUAGGUCUUGUAAAGGGGAAGGGUAGCGGAGGGGAAGG